Molecule: messenger RNA, 1494 nt
Organism: Fragaria vesca subsp. vesca
Lineage: Eukaryota; Viridiplantae; Streptophyta; Magnoliopsida; Rosales; Rosaceae
Product: sodium-coupled neutral amino acid transporter 3-like
Exons: 5
Coding region: 34-1335 (433 amino acids)
Biological process (GO): amino acid transmembrane transport
Molecular function (GO): amino acid transmembrane transporter activity
Source: RefSeq, a predicted model, not a curated record
CACCAAUUUUGACUAGCUCCCAUCUCCCUCGCAAUGUCGCCGGCGGCCGGAGCUCACGUGCCACUGCUGCCCGAGAGCAAGAAAAUAAAGCAGGGAGGCUCGGUUUCCGGGGCGGUGUUCAAUGUUUCGACUAGCAUUAUUGGUGCUGGGAUUAUGUCCAUACCUGCCACCCUCAAGGUGUUGGGAGUCAUACCAGCUUUUGUGCUCAUUGUGAUCAUUGCUUUCUUGGCUGACGUUUCCGUGGAGUUUCUGAUGAGGUUCACUCAUUCCGGUGAGUCGAGGACGUACGCCGGCGUCAUGAGGGAGUCGUUUGGGGAGGUGGGAUCGGUUGCAGCACAAGUAUGUGUCAUGAUCACUAACCUAGGGUGCUUGAUCAUGUACCAGAUCAUAAUAGGGGAUGUUCUCUCUGGAAAUGAAACAGGGCAUUUGGGUGUUCUGCAAGAAUGGUUUGGAGUUCAGUGGUGGAACUCACGUAACAUCGCCCUCUUGUUCACUCUGGUUUUGAUAAUGCUACCGUUGGUGUUGUUAAGGCGUGUAGAAUCCCUUAGGUUCAGUUCGGCUAUAUCAGUUCUUCUUGCUGUAGUUUUUGUUGGGAUAAGUUCUGUACUGGCAAUCCUUGCAAUCUUUGAAGGGAAAACCAAAACCCCAAGAUUGGUUCCAAGUUUGGACCAGCAAACCACCUUCUUUGAUCUGUUCACUGCUGUUCCAGUCAUCGUGACGGCCUUCACUUUUCAUUUCAAUGUUCACCCUAUUGGUUUUGAGCUCGGGAAGCCUUCGGAUAUGAUCUUGGCUGUGCAAAUCUCACUAGUGCUUUGUGCAGUCAUCUACUUUACCAUAGGACUAUUUGGUUACCUAUUGUUUGGGGACUCAAUCAUGACCGACAUACUUAUAAACUUCGAUAGAAGCUCUGAUUCAGCAAUGGGGGCACUACUCAAUGAUGUGGUCAGAUUGAGCUAUGCACUCCACUUGAUGUUGGUGUUUCCACUCUUGAACUUCUCUUUAAGAGCAAACUUGGAUGAGUUUCUUUUCCCUAAGAGACAACUACUGACAACAGAUACCAGAAGAUUUAUGUUCCUCACUAUUGGUUUGCUAGUCUUUUCUUACCUAGCAGCAAUAGCCUUCCCAAACAUUUGGUAUCUCUUUCAGUUUCUGGGUUCAACCUCUGCUGUUUGUCUUGCAUUCAUUUUCCCUGGUGCUAUUGUUCUAAGGGAUGUACAUGGGAUAUCUACAAAGAGGGAUACGAUUUUGGCGACGAUAAUGGUAAUCCUGUCAGUUGUUACAAGCGCAAUUGCCAUUUCCACCAAUGUGUAUAACACGUUCGGAAACAAGUCGUAAUUGAUUUUCCUUCUCUGGUUUUGCCAUUUUUGUUGUAAUUGAGGUGCCUGUAUUGGUUUGUAUUAUUCAUCAUAUUGUUGUAUAUGUAAUGCUUACAAAUAAUAUAACAUGAAUGCAAAGAAAAUGAUGGAAGUUUCCUGGUAAAUGGACUCCAAUCUG